CAACCGUUGAUUCUGCAGAGUUGUAAUUUGUGGACACCGUAAUUCGCGUGUUUACGUUAUUUAAGUCUCCAACUUUCGUUGUUACCAAAAAAGUCUCGAACUUUCUUAAUUCUUACUCCGAGAUUGUCCCAAAUUCUCGUCACCGGAUCGUUCGGGCAUUGUUUUCUGCAACAGAGAAUUUGUGCAUAAAGAAAGCUCUGACUCAUCACAAAGACUUUUUCUGAGGCAACUUGGCAUGGGAGUUGUGACGGUGUCUAGCUCAGCUUCAAGGACUCCAUUAGGAUUGAGCACGAAAUUGACAAGUCAGAGAUCUACGUUGAGAAAGCCAUUGAUUGUUGCAUUUAAAACAGAUGAAGCAAAUAAGACCGCCUUGGUUGCACCCCAGGAGAAAAUACCAUUGCCUAUAGAAAAGUCUGCCACUACAGAUGUAGCUUCUCCUUGUACCUUGGAAGUGGAUUACAAUGAAGCUGCUGCCAAACUGGAAAACUUAUACAAGCGUAGCCCCGAGACUGAAGCCAAUUCAGAUGUGGAAGAUGUAGAUGGCUUGAUGAGAAGAGGUCGCAAAAGGAGGAAGAAGACAAGUGAAAGUGAUGCUGACAAAGAAGAGAACAGAACAAGUAACACUGUGGUUAGGAACAGGACAAAGAAGGCUAAAAGAUUGAGUCUUGAUAAAAGGGUUACAUUGAAAUGGAAUAAGGAUGAGAAAGUGAUUGCUUCCAUAGUUCGAAAGAGAAAAAGUAGAAAGAACGAAAAUGAGAAGAUUGAGGAGCUUGUAAGGGAGUAUUCGGCUUCAACUGAUCUGGUUAGUUUGGACUGGAAAAAGAUGAAGAUUCCUCCAGUUCUUACAUCCUCAGAGCAUGCUUGGUUGUUCAAGCUAAUGCAACCUAUGAAGGGUCUUCUUGAAGUGAAAGAGAAUUUACAAAAAGAUUUGGGGAGAGAACCAACCAAUGGUGAAUUAGCUGAGGCGACAAAUAUGAGUGUGGUUCAAGUGAAAAAACAUUUGGAAGUUGGUCGAGCUGCACGAAGCAAGCUCAUCAAGCAUAAUCUCCGACUUGUGUUAUUUGUCAUGAACAAAUAUUUUCAAGACUUCGCAAAUGGCCCAAAAUUUCAAGACCUUUGCCAGGCAGGAGUGAAGGGACUUAUUACAGCAAUUGAUCGCUUUGAACCAAAAAGAAGUUUCCGGCUUUCCACAUAUGGUCUGUUCUGGAUCAGGCAUGCCAUCAUACGCUCCAUGACACUCUCAAGCUUUACUCGUGUCUCAUUUGGCCUUGAAUCAGUUAGGGCGGAAAUCCAAAAGGCUAAGCUUGGGAUGUUGUUUGCACUUAAAAGAAUGCCAACAGAGGACGAGAUAAUUGAAAAGGUUGGAAUUUCCCCUGAGAGGUACCAUGAAGUAAUGAGGGCGUCAAAACCUGUUUUCUCUCUUCAUUCAAGGCAUACAACCACACAAGAGGAGUUUAUAAAUGGUAUUACUGAUGUUGAUGGUGUAGAGGGUGAUAACCGGCAGAAACCUGCUCUUCUCAGGCUUGCUCUUGAUGAUGUGCUUGAUUCACUGAAGCCCAAAGAGAGCUUGGUGAUCAGACAGAGAUACGGGCUUGAUGGUAAGGGCGAUAGAACGUUAGGGGAGAUUGCUGGAAACUUGAAUAUUUCAAGAGAAAUGGUUCGAAAGCAUGAAGUUAAGGCUCUUAUGAAGCUGAAGCAUCCAGCUCGGGUAGAUUAUCUUCGCAGAUACGUAGUAUAAAGCGGUCAACACAGCAUGAUCUCCUUAAAAAAAUCUUCUACCUUUGGAUAUUUGAAAUGCUGUAUGCUAGUCAUCUGUACCAUAGGCUUUUAACUAGGCCAAAGUAAGGCUGUAAGAAAUUUCAAAAAAGUAAAACAGUAAACAUAGAGUUCU
This is a messenger RNA of Prunus mume (Japanese apricot), 1891 nucleotides long. The record is from RefSeq and is a predicted model, not a curated record. Lineage: Eukaryota; Viridiplantae; Streptophyta; Magnoliopsida; Rosales; Rosaceae.